Bactrocera dorsalis (oriental fruit fly) is the source of this 4080-nucleotide messenger RNA. RefSeq lists its product as uncharacterized. Gene Ontology annotation, cellular component: cytoplasm. The coding region runs from base 843 to 2363 and encodes 506 amino acids. Gene Ontology annotation, molecular function: 5'-deoxynucleotidase activity. The transcript is spliced from 5 exons. The record is from RefSeq and is a predicted model, not a curated record. NCBI's taxonomy places the organism in Eukaryota, Metazoa, Arthropoda, Insecta, Diptera, Tephritidae.
AUUCCGAAUUUUUCUACUUAAUUGAAUUUGUGAAUGAGAUAUAAUACCGUCUUAACAGCUAUAAUAUGUUAAAGUAUUAUUUAAGUCAUAUAAAUACAAUAAUAAUAGUUUGCUAAUAAAAAUGACAGUCAUAGGGACUGAACUAGAACAUAUAGUGAAUGGGUGGUAAAUUUGAGUUGCGGGGAGACAGAUUUUUUACUUUAACCGAAAAUACCAGUUAAAACCAAUCACUAUUUUGUUGUAUAAAUAAACAAAGGCGGAAAAUUGUAGAAAAUUCUCAAAAUAUUCAAAACUUGUAGUGAGCAUAUGUAAGCAGCACCAGUGCAAUCUAUAAACGGUGUGGGAGUAGACGUGUGGUAAUUAAUGUUUACAUAUACAUAAGUUAAAAUGUAAAUAUACAAUAACGGUAUAUGCUGCAUGGGCAAAAUCACAACAACAAACGAUUACGACGGCCAAGGGCAGGAGGUAAACGACGAGAGUGUAAAGUAUUUAUUUUUAAUUUACCUCACCAAUACGUUCAACAUUUUCAAAUAAUUGUUUGCUGCUUUAACUAUUAGAGGCAAUAGACAACAGCUUUUUGGCGGUCGGCGACAAAAUAUUUGAGCACGACAACCACGAGAUAGGCAACCUACAGCGAUAACUAAGGCGCAUAGUAAAGCAGCACACCUAAGCAUGCACUUGUGUCCUUCAUUGUUGUGUCGGGAAUUUGCAAGUUGAAUUCGAGAUAUAACACGUGCCGCAUUCAACACAAUGAAAAAGUGUACGCUAUAAAAAUAUUUAUGAAAAAUAUACAACUUUGGAAUAAAUUCUUUAGAGCCUAAUACGAAAGCCUCUCAACGAAAAUGCUCUCCAUUCAGCAAGUGAUCAAAGCUCUCCGAAAGCUACAAAACAGUAGGGCUAACAACAUCGGCGGUGAGUUAAUAAAACAAAACUUCAAUCGAAUUGUGGCUGAAUCGUCAGUAGCCACUACUACAUCUGAAAAUGUAGUGGAAGCGAUACCAGCGUUUGUGGGCGCAAUUUCUCCACCCAAUGAAAAUGCAUUUCUGUUGGCACCGACGACUGUGACGUCACCACAAUCGUUAACCGAUGAGAUGAUAUCACCACAACAACAACAUUUACAACCCCACCAAAUUGAGAAUAAGCAACAGCUGUUCCUCGCAACUAAUUCUAGUCAUCGACAACAAACAUAUCAGCCACUGCGGCAUUCACAAGCAUACGAAGUUAAAUGUGGAACUGGUCUACAACGUACUGUCAGUGUCGAUUUGCCAGCGAUUGAAAACGGUGGUGUCAGAGCUGGUGCGGGAGACCAAAUUGACGUAAAUUCAUAUAAGAAUACAACAACAAAUGCGAAUGCUUCAAAUUAUAGAAAAGCAAUUGUGUCCGGAACUAUAACACGCUCUCAACAGAUACAGAAGUUCUAUCAGCAGCAUCUGCAACACUUCCAUACACAAAACAAUCAAAAUUUUGAAAAUAAGCAAACACAAUAUAACGCAAUGUCAUCACUAGCUGCUGAACCUAAAACUUUGAAGCAGGAUGAACAAACUGCGGCUGCCACAAAUGGCCAACAUACGCCAGAGGACGGAAACACCACCAGUAAUGGUAGCAGUUGUAAUGGCAAUGAACAGAAAAAUUCUUCUGGUAAGCCAUGCUUUAACGCCGGGCUGGGCCAAAUACUACAGUUUAUGGAGUUAAUUGGCAAUUUAAAGCAUACGAAGCGUACGGGAUGGGUGCUGCGCAACGUCAGUGACCCCGAAUCUAUAUCAGGUCAUAUGUAUCGCAUGAGUAUGAUGACUUUUCUACUGGACGGUAGCGAGGGUCUUAAUCAGAUACGCUGCAUGGAAUUGGCAUUAGUGCACGAUCUGGCCGAGAGUGUAGUUGGCGAUCUAACGCCUUUCUGUGGUGUCUCCAAAGCAGACAAACGCGCAAUGGAAUUCAAGGCAAUGGAAGACAUUUGCAAGUUAAUAGAACCGCGCGGCAAGCGUAUCAUGGAACUUUUUGAGGAAUACGAAGCUGGCGAAAGCGCUGAAUCGAAAUUCGUCAAAGACCUCGAUCGACUCGACAUGAUUAUGCAGGCAUUUGAAUAUGAGAAACGUGAUAAUUGUCUGUUGAAACAUCAGGAAUUCUUCGAUUCUACAGAGGGUAAAUUCAAUCAUCCAUUCAUCAAGAAACUGGUUGAUGAAAUCUACGACCAGCGACAGAAUUUGGCGCGCGCCGAAGGUGCUACGCCACCACCGCCUGUGCAUGUGCCUGACAUUGAGGCAUUGCCCAGCACUAAUGGUCUAGAGAAGAGCGCGGAUGCCGCGCCAGCGGCUGAGGAACCAGCCGUGGAAACGCCAAAGAACCAAACCAGCACCACUAGUUGAUUGCGCAGCAGCACGCAAGGCUUGCAAAAGUCGUAAAAAAAAUAGCAGCACUGGCAAAAUAUAUAUGCCACAGCAACUGUCAUUCACGGAUUUGUUUGACAAGUUUUUAAAUAAUAUUCUCUCGGUUAAGUUAAAUAAAAUAAUAAUCGCGGUAGUUAGUACUUUAUUCUGUGCAUAGUAGAUUUUCGUUUUUCUUUUGCUUUAAGCCAACAAUCAAAAGAAAACUAACUGUAUUGAACAAAUUUUAUUUAAUUUAUCACUCGUCUUAGUGCACAUGGUAUUUAAAAGUGUCAUUUUCAAUAGUCUAAGUUAAACUAAAAUAUAAUUUAAUAAUCAUUAUAUUACCUGCACGCUACAGCAUAAGGUUGUAAAGCCAGGAUUUUAACGAUGUUUUUAAUUGUUAUUGUAAUACAAAAUCAGUGAAACUAUAUUCAUAAACAUUAUAAGUAUCUCAUUGUUCCAUGCUGCAUUAUAAUUUAUUGUAAUAGCAAAUUUAAUGCAAAUUUAAUCGGCGUUGUAGACACGUAUGCAAUUUAAUUUGUACAAAACUAACAACAAAGAACACUAAAGCACUGAAUUUUGUUGUAACAGCAUAAAACAACCAACAUACUGCUGCUUCAGUGACAGUUCUUCGUAGAAUAUAACAAAUACCGGUGUGGUAGAUUCGACUGUGGUAGGUAUGAUUCAAUAUGUGGUAGACGUUAAAAGAGCAUCAUUAGUUUAAAAGUCUGUCCUUUGCUACCACGACAAUCAUUACCACGUGCAGUAACAGUUAAAUAAGACUGAAGAAAUUAAACGGAUUGCAAAUUUAUGCGCGCUAACAUUAAAAUUGUAUUGAAUACAAGUGUCACAUGCCAUGAGAAACUCAUUGAAAAAACUACAGCAUAUGUAUAAGGUCAGUUUCUUAAUUUAGGUUUAUCUACUCUUUUAAUAACUACUGUUAUCAUUGUAAUACGCAUACGCAUUGUGAUAAUUCUCAUACUUUUAUUUCAUUUGCAAUUGCACCAACGAUUACCUUUGAAUAAUAUUGUUUAUUUACAAUAGGUGAGAUACUUAACAGUGAAUCUGCUUUAUUUUUUAAUGAAGAAUAUUAUUUAUUAACAACAAGUUUUUAAACAAAAGGCUAAAAGUUAAAAUACUUUCCCAUUUUAUAAAUAAACUGCACAUAAAAAGAGUAUUUAAAUCAAAAAACAAAAUGACCAACGGCAUUAUCUAAAUAUAAUUCCUUUAUAUUAAUAAUUUUCUCGCAGAAAACAUAAACAAGUUAUCAUCCAGCUACUUCAUUUCUAUUUAAACAACUUAGAAUUAAGCUUUUAGCUUAAUUUUAAGGCACUUAACACAUGUACUAUGUAUUUAAUAGAAAAUAAAAUGCGUUAGAGGCAAACACAUUAGUUACUUGUAAACAAAGUUAAUACAUACAGACGCAUUCGCAUAUGGUAUAAAAGUUUUUCCUGUAAUGAAAAUGACUUAUGUUGUGUUGAAUGAUAACAAAUGUACAUUGUUUCUUGACAAUUAGCGAAGAUAUUCAAAAACCAAAUAUUUAAUUAAAAUUUUAACUUACAAAUUAGUUUUGUUAUAAUAGUUAAAACAAGUUUCUAAUAUAGAAAGUCCGCUUAGUGUGUAUCUAAUUUAAAAGCUUUGAUUUACCAGUUGUAAAGAUAUAUUUGUAAUUAAUUGAAAAACCAAAAAAAAAAAAUCUAAAUUCGAAACAAACGAA